Rhagoletis zephyria (snowberry fruit fly) is the source of this 1473-nucleotide messenger RNA. The record is from RefSeq and is a predicted model, not a curated record. NCBI's taxonomy places the organism in Eukaryota, Metazoa, Arthropoda, Insecta, Diptera, Tephritidae.
AUGUUCACCAGCCGCCUGAAGGACGAGAUUCCCGCCGCGCUGGAGCUCCUCUUCGGCGCCGUUCAGGCCUCCGGGGCGCAAAUCGAAACGCUGAACCUCAACGACAACGCCAUCGGCCCCGUCACCAUGCCCGUCCUGACGCCCUUCCUCUCGAGCACCGCCUGCACCGCCUCCCUGAAGGUCCUCCGCCUGAACAACUGCGGCCUGGGCAUCAAGGGCGGCCAGAUGCUCUCCACCGUCCUGCCCCAGCUGGAGCACCUCACCGAGCUGAUCAUCGGCCGCAAUCGAUUAGAGGUGGACGGCGUGCGGGACAUUGCCGCCGCCCUGGAGCAGCUCCGCCGCCUGGAGGUGCUGGAGCUGCCGCAGAACGGCACGAAGGCGGCGGGCAUCGAGGCGCUGAUGCGCGCCGUGACGGCCAACGCGGCCAACCUUCGGGUCCUCAACCUCAACGACAACGUCCUCCGGAAGCGGGGGCCGCUGGUGGCGGAGGCGAUCCGCGGCCUGCGACGCCUGCAGGUGCUCAACCUCGGCGACUGCCUCCUGGGGACGGACGGGGCGCUGGCGGUGCUGGCCGCUUUGCAGACGCUCGCGGCCACCGCCGGCGUCCACUACCUCCGCGAGCUGGUGCUCAGCGGCAAUGGCAUCAGCGUCCGCAAGGCGCAAGGCCAGGACCUCGGCGAGACGAUCAUCGCCACGGUGGAGCAGCUGCUGGCCGGUCGGGCCUCGCCCUCCACCGUCCUCCGCCUGGACCUGGGCGUCAACAACCUCGGCGAGGAGCUGGUGGGACGUCUUCAGGCGCACUUCUCAGAACCGGAGGUGGUGGAGCUGCUGAUCGCCGAGGAUGAGGGCUCGGAUGAUGAAGAGGAGGAGGAGGAGGAGGAAGAAGAGGGCGAAGAGGCUUCAGAAGACGAAGAAGGUGGAGAAAAGGUCAACGGAGAAGCGGGCGGCGACGAUGGCGACGUUCAAGAGGCCUCGCCCCUGAAGAACGGCAAGGGGAGCCGAAAGUCCACCGGGCCGCCGCCCACGCUCGAGUCGCUGGUGGCGAAGCACGAGGCGGCCUUCACCACCACGGAGGACCUCGCCGCGAAGUACUUUUGGGUGGCGAGCAAGGGCUUCAGGCCUGCAGCAGAAGGUGGUGCUGGCGGUCAGCAGCCCAAGCUGACGGACCGCGCCAAGCUGGAGCUGGAGGCGCUGCUCAAGGUCGGCCUCGCCCGCAACUCCGCCUCCUCGGCAAUGGCGCUCGUCAACGCCCUCCUCGUCGCCUGCGGCCUGAUCAAGGCGGAGGAGCGGCGGCUGGCGCCGCCGAAGGGCGCCGAUCUGCGCGGCCCGCUCUUCGCCCUGGCCGGCGCCCUGAAGGCGCUGCCAGCGGCCGAGCCGCGCGCCACCCUCAGGUCGAUGGUCCUGCGGGCGGUGGAGCAGCCGGCGAAUGAGUCGGUCAAGUCGGCCGUCAUGGCCGUCAUCUACAGCUUCUGA